This is a messenger RNA of Pelobates fuscus (common spadefoot toad), 2828 nucleotides long. It is a transcript of the gene NGB, whose product is annotated as neuroglobin. NCBI's taxonomy places the organism in Eukaryota, Metazoa, Chordata, Amphibia, Anura, Pelobatidae. The transcript has 3 exons. Gene Ontology annotation, molecular function: oxygen binding; heme binding; oxygen carrier activity. Bases 380 to 973 code for a protein of 197 amino acids. Gene Ontology annotation, biological process: oxygen transport; response to hypoxia. The record is from RefSeq and is a predicted model, not a curated record.
UCUGACCACUCCACUUUUAAUGAGGAUGAUGGAGAUUCUCUGGGUAAGCUUACAAUGUACAUUUUGUUUUAGCCAGUUCCCUCCUUCUCCCAAAUCCUAAUCCUGUCCCCUAAUUUCGAUGGUCUUAUGCCUAAACUUUAUUUUCUUACACUAACCUUUCAGUUUAUUUCCUGACAAUGUGAACCUGUUUCCUUAUACCUCUCAACAAUUCCUAUAUAUUCAUCUAACGCUAAGGGAAGAGAACAGCUUGAUUAUGGCGAAGUAUCUGGGCUCAGUCAAAUAGAUUAGACUCCAGUUGGCAAUUUGAAAUCCCUUGCACUAGUGCCAUUCUGUCUACAGGAAUGCUUGCUUAUCUGGGGAGGUAGGGUUCUGUACAAGAAUGUCUGACUUUGACUGGAGGUUGUAUUUCUGGAUAGAGUUUGUUGUCUGUGGGUCUAUUUUAGAAUCUAAUUACCGGUACCUUUGUCUGUUGGGCUUGGAGUUAAUUUGGGCACAAGAUUACCUGACAGUUCAGCAUAAGACCAUCUGUGAGCGAGCCUAUUUCAGUGCAGGAUUUUGUCUUUGGAUUUGUCACGAACUGUCCCUUCCCCACAGGCUGUUUCAGUUGGAACCAGAGCUGGUCUUCCUCUUUCACUAUAACUCGGCCGAGUUCUCGGACGUCCAAGAAUGCCUGAGUUCUACUGAGUUCAUGGAGCAUAUCCGCAAAGUUAUGACUGUUAUUGAUGCAGCAGUGGUCAAUUUGGACUCGCUAUCAUCUCUGGAUGAAUAUCUGACCAAUUUGGGGAGGAAGCAUCGAGCUGUGGGGGUUAAACUGGAAUCAUUUAAGACUGUUGGUGAAUCCUUGCUCUUUGCUUUGGAGUCGGGCCUGGGAGAUGCUUUUACGCCAGAUGCUCGGGACGCUUGGAGCCAGCUUUAUGCCACUGUGGUGAGAAGAAUGAGCCGUGGCUGGUGCCGUGACCCUCUGGAGCCCUGAUGUGGCACACACUAGAACACUCACCACUCUGCAGGUGUACAGCAGUUGAAAGCCUCACCAACGGACAUUCAUGUACUGUGCUGCUGGUAUACAGCAAUGCAGAGCCUCUUUGGCAGACACAUACACAUCGCUCUGCAGGUGUACAGCAUUGCAGAGCUUCACCUGCAGAUAUCCAGUUGCACAGAGCCGCCAUAGCAGACAGAUACAAACUAUUCUGCAGGUACAGAGCAGACGAGAUCCUGAAUUAAUGUAUUUUGCUUUGUCCCUACUCUGGUGCAGUGCUCUAUACAGUUACAUAUGCAGUAAUAUAGACACUGCAACACAUAAUAGGCUGUGAAACUGUUAUUGUAUGUUUUGUGAACUUUGAUGCAGAGUAGUAAGUGCAUCCAAAAACAUAAAUAGCUCUGCUUGUAAAUACAGCUCUACAUCCAGUCAGCAGAGCUGUAUAUGUGUUGGAUGUGGGCCGAAUGUACUGAGAUGUUAAAGGAACAUGGUUCUCUCUUUUUUUUUUUCUUCAAAUAAUUGGAGGCUAUUUGGGAGGAUUUUUUCCUGCCUACCCAUCAUUUAACCUCAAUAUUGCUGCUCCCAUGGGUCGGAUGAAACCGCUGACCUAUAUCUAUCUGCCCUGCUACAGUACAUCAUUUGUCACCACCCUGUGUUCUCUCCACAGCAGCACAGACUAGUAGACUCUCUUGCCAGUCCAUUUAAAAAAAAUCUUUUGUAGCAAUUAUUUGGCAGUCAGGAACUUCUGUUUCAUAAAGACGGCUCCAAAAGUAUCUUUUGGAGCUCGAAGUUAAAUGAACAUCCUUGUGCACAAUGUUCUCACCGACAAUAAAUCGGCAUUCCACUGACAGUCUGGUUUGUAAGGCUUUAAUUGGACUCAAUCAGCAGAAUACCGAUGUAUUGCCAGCUGGUUACAGAAAGGUGGGUAAAAGGAUAUUUAUUUUAACUUAGAGUUGCUAAUGAUCUUCUGGACCUCUCUGUAUGAAACAAACGAACUGAUCGACCACCAAAUAGAUGUCAUAAUAUAAAGAAAUGAAUGAACAACAAGGGCAGUAAGGCUACUAGUUUGCUCUGCUGUGGACAGGGUGGUGAUGGAUGAUGUCACCUGCCCGGUGACAUGUUGCAGCAGGGCACAUUUAAAAAAACAAAACAAAAACUGGCCUAGAUCAAGGGUAGGCAACCUCCAGCCCUGGGCUAGAUAGCCGUUUCAUCCGAACCAUGGGAGUAGCAAAAUGAGAGAAAUUAUGAUUGAAAGACUGAGGCAGGGAAUUUUAACAGUUUGUUUAAAAUAUAAUUUAAAUGUAAUCACCACACUUACCAUUCAAUUAUUUAAAGGAAAAUAAAUGUGGCCAUGUUCCUAUAAGCUUCAUGUAUUUGGAAGGUGGAGCUGUAUGUUUUGUAAUACCUAGAGAUGGACAGCAGUCAACUUUGGGACAAGGAAAUGGAUUUUAAUGCUGAGCUAUGUAUAUUGGGAUUAUAAGGUCACAUGUUGAUGAGGAGCUAAAUCCACAUCAUUAACAUUAGGAUGCAGGGAAACAUUCUGAUGUGUUCAUAUGUGACAUGGGAUCGUGAUGCAGAGAUUUAUGUAAUGGGAGUACUGAGAUUUUUUUCAGUGCUUAUUCAUGUAAAUUUUUGUAUUGGGGAAAAUGGUUUCUAAUCUGGAACUGUAUGCAUUGGGACAUGAGCAAUUCUGAUAUAUAGAUCUACAUAAAAUAUAGUGGGAAUGUAUGAACUCUUAAUAUAGUAUAGUGGGAAAUUGUUACCGAGUUAAAAUGUAUUUAGAUGCAGAGCUUAAUGUAUGUGUAUUCAGAGUGGAACUUUUAUGGAGACAUAAAAAUUUAGACCUGAUCUA